AUGUCUCCCACUCGUUCAGUAUCUCAAGGACCUCCAGACAUGUUGCAGAAGUCAACCUUGACAAAAUCGAAAUCCACUAACUCUCUACGGACGAAAGCAGCUCUACAGGCAGCAGAAGCACAAUCGCUUCGUGAUGCUGAGAGCUCGUUUCACACUAUUCGGGAUCCACGGAUGGCAAGCACUUUGGAUCUGUCGAGAGCUUCGUCAACCUCUCGAAGCGCCGAGAAGGACGAAGUUGCGGUACUGAGUGAUAAGCUGAUCGCAGCCAUCAAUCACCAGCAAAACUUGGAUGACAACUUGGCCCAAACGCGCCAUGAACUUGAGUCAGCAAAUGCUAAAUCGACACAGUUGGAAGCAAAGAUCAAGGAAUACGAGUCACAAAUAUCGAACAGACAGAGUGUACAGGAAGAGAUUGAGAGGCUGCGUACGACUACGGAAGAAAUAAGAAAGCAGAAUGAAGCUCUGUCGCAGGAGAAAAGGUCAUUACAAUCAGAAAUGGAGAACCUAUCCGCGUCUUUGUUCGAGGAAGCCAACAAAAUGGUCGCCUCGGCCAAUGAGCAGAGGGCUGCUACUGAGAAGAAGAAUCAACAAUUGCGAGAUCAGAUAAGAGACGGAGAAGCUGUUAUUGCCUCACAGAUCGAGCAAUUGGCACAGCUGAAGCUACUAAUGCAAGAUAUUGGCAACGAGCACCGUAAAGAGCUGGCCGAUUCACCCAGUCGCGUCAGUAUGACCCCAGCAAGUCCUCAGCCUCUACGGGACGAGAAUCUAGCACGGUUGCUAGAAGCUAUGAAUCUUGAACCUGUAACACCGGAUCACCCAGAAAUCGCACCAAGUCCUUCCACACAAUUAACUCAUCUCAUCAAGCCGCAGUGUCGGACGGAUGUUCCGACUUACGAAGAUUUCAAGAAUAUGGUGUCCACUUCGAAUCCCCGAUCCCACACUCCUUCACAUGCGGCCUCUAGAGCGGGCUCUGGUUCUUAUGGAGGACUAAGUGGGCUUGGUCUUGGUGGUUUGUCGCAAAACAAUUCCUCGAGUCCGAACCUAUCCACACAAAAUACCUCAUCAAAGUUAACACCCUCACCAGGUCUACCAGGCUCUUUCUCGCCUGCACCGGAUCAGAGAGGACCGCAGCCCUUGAAAGAUACGCGAUUUUUCAAACGAUUAAUGGUGGAGGACAUCGAGCCAACACUCAGAUUAGAUCUAUCGCCUACAGUAUCCUGGUUGCAGAGACGAAGCAUUCUAGCAGCUGUUGCUGACAGCAGUUUAAUCGUUGAACCAAUACCUGACGCUUCGCAGAAACUAUACGGGAAAUACACAUCCUGUUCGGUUUGUGGUGAAGCCAGACGUGAAGGCCAGAAUCCUCGAACGCAUGCUAUGCGGACAAGAGAGGGUGAAGGCGCCAACAAAUGGGCAGUCUGUCAGUUAUGCUUGGAGAAGGUUCGUGCAGUGGGUGACUUGAUUGGGUACGUUCGCAUGGUAAGAGAUGGAGUAGUCAAAAUUGCAGAUCUAAGGGACGAAGAAGAGGCUUGGGAGGAGAUAAUCAGACUCCGAGAAAGACUUUUCUGGGCCCGACUAGCAGGUGGUGUCGUACCAGCCUUCAUAGUAAACAACAAAUCUACACCUGCGACAACGAAAUUAGAGCGUCCAGGGCUCGGUCACACCACCAGCGAACAAUCUAAUAAAGAGAAUGAAAAUUCUGGCUUCAAAACACCUGAUACAGGUUCAAGAAGAACGAGCGAAGAAGACUCAAUCCAGAAUGGCGAAUCGACCCUCCAUGUAUCUAAGCACAAUCACGACGCGUACAACCAGAACCAGCAAAUCAACCUCCAGCCAGGUCUCGAUGGUAACGAAGGCCUGACCACAUUCGAAAACGCACGGGAGAAGGCACUUGAGAAUAACGCGCGGCACGGCCCUAGUUCUGUGCCUGGUACACCGCCGCGUGGACAUUCAAAGCGUGAGAGUUCAGGGAGUGCAAGCGGAUUUCCUCGGAUCAGUAUUCCUAAGAUGCCGAAUCUGCCACAAGGGUUCUGGCAGGGUGAGGUCAAUACUCUGCACUGA
Messenger RNA from Lithohypha guttulata, 2058 nucleotides. It is a transcript of the gene SEC2, whose product is annotated as rab guanine nucleotide exchange factor S2. Gene Ontology annotation, biological process: exocytosis. Gene Ontology annotation, molecular function: guanyl-nucleotide exchange factor activity. Lineage: Eukaryota; Fungi; Ascomycota; Eurotiomycetes; Chaetothyriales; Trichomeriaceae. Gene Ontology annotation, cellular component: Golgi to plasma membrane transport vesicle; cell tip. The transcript has a single exon. The record is from RefSeq and is a predicted model, not a curated record. Bases 1 to 2058 code for a protein of 685 amino acids.